This is a messenger RNA of Lactuca sativa (garden lettuce), 522 nucleotides long. The record is from RefSeq and is a predicted model, not a curated record. NCBI's taxonomy places the organism in Eukaryota, Viridiplantae, Streptophyta, Magnoliopsida, Asterales, Asteraceae.
AUGUCUGAAACACCUCUUCUGACUCCAGAUAUUGAUGUCGAAUCCGUAGAUCAGACACACUACAGAUCGAUGAUCGGAUUGUUGAUGUAUCUUACUACAAGCCGACCAGACAUCAUGUUUGCAGUUUGUCAAUACAUACGUUAUCCGGAUAAUCCUAAAUUUUCACAUCUUAUUGCUGUCAAAAAAAAAUUUUUCGGAGGGUGUCAAUAUCUUGGGGAUCGGCUGGUGUCAUGGCAGUGCAAGAAGCAACACACUGUCUCAACUUCAACAACUGAAGCGGAAUACGUUGAUGCAUCUGCCUGUUGUUCUCAACUCAUCUGGAUCCAACAUCAGCUGUUGGAUUAUGAUCAAAUGGCAGGUUUAAAGUUCGCAGACAUGCACAAUCUGGCAAUUGUACUGGCAGAUCCUUCGGUGGCACAUGGAGAAUUCAAGUCAAUGACUCAUGGACUGAAAGAAUGUUGUUUGGCCUCCGCCAUCACCAUGAACACCGUUGUUUAUCAGAAUAUUAUAAGAGAGUUCUAG